UUAUUGGUCUCUGAACAUGACUAUUAAGGGGCCUCGAAUAUUUACGAAUUUUAUCCAUAUUUUAAGCAAAAGAAGGAUAUCAAGUACUGAAAAUGUAUGUGCAACAAGAUUGUAUACCAGUAAAAUCCUGGGAAUAGAAACCUCGUGUGAUGACACCGGAUGCGCUAUUAUAGACGACAGUGGCCGAGUUUUAUCAGAUGUUUUACAUUCACAAAACCUUAUUCAUCUGCGAAAUGGAGGUAUCAUACCUGAUAUAGCACAAGAUCUCCAUAGGACUUACAUUGGGCCAACAGUUUCUAAAACUUUACAGCAGGCUUGUCUGUCUAUGGAAGACAUAUCAGCUGUAGCCGUUACAUUGAAACCUGGACUUCCCCUUAGCCUUGCUGUCGGUAUGAAAUAUGCCAAACAUUUGGCUCGACAAUAUGACAAACCCAUUAUACCCAUUCAUCACAUGGAAGCACAUGCCUUAGUUGCGAGAAUGGAACAUGACAUAGUAUUUCCAUUCUUAGUUUUACUCAUAUCUGGCGGACACUGCCUUUUAGCAAUUGUUAAGGAUGUCAAUAAUUUCCAAUUGUUAGGAGAGAGUAGAGAUUCUGCUCCUGGAGAGGUUUUUGAUAAGGUAGCUAGAAGAUUGAAGUUAAAAAACAUACCUGAAUAUUCUAAGUUGUGUGGAGGUGAGGCAAUAGAACGAGCAGCAAUGAAAAGUACAGAUCACAGUAUGUUUAAAUUACCUUUACCAUUGACUGAUCAUAAAGAUUGUAACUUUAGUUUUAAUGGUCUAAAAACAUCAGUCUUGUACCAUAUUCACAAAAAAGAAAAAGAACAUAAUAUAGUAGCUGAUAAAUUAAUACCAGAAGUGAAUGAGUUAUGUGCAUCUAUGCUAAAUGCAAUUACCAAACAUUUAAUACAUAGAACUCAAAGAGCUAUGGAAUUUUGUCAAAGGAAUAAACUUAUUCCAGAUAAUAAUAAACAGUUUAUUGUGUCUGGUGGUGUGGCCUGCAAUAAUUAUAUCUAUAACUGUUUAAAAACAUUAUGUGAAGAAACUGAAUAUAGCAUUUUCAGACCAAAUCCCAAGCUGUGUACGGAUAAUGGGCUUAUGAUAGCAUGGAAUGGAUUAGAAAAAUGGAAGAAAGGUUUAGAUAUAACCAAAGACUAUAAGUCUUUAGACAUAGAAGCUUGUAGUCCCCUGGGUACAACUUUAAUAGAAGAAGUAGCUAAAGCAAAAAUACCAAUAAAAUUAAUGAAGAUUAAAGUUUAAAAUGUGAUUGAUACUGUGAUA
Molecule: messenger RNA, 1279 nt
Organism: Manduca sexta (tobacco hornworm)
Lineage: Eukaryota; Metazoa; Arthropoda; Insecta; Lepidoptera; Sphingidae
Product: probable tRNA N6-adenosine threonylcarbamoyltransferase, mitochondrial
Exons: 2
Coding region: 17-1258 (413 amino acids)
Biological process (GO): tRNA threonylcarbamoyladenosine modification
Cellular component (GO): mitochondrion
Source: RefSeq, a predicted model, not a curated record